AUGUCAAGUGGAACAGUGAGAAGGGUCUCACGUCAAGAUAUACAACUGGUUCAAAACCUUAUAGAACGAUGCCUUCAGCUUUACAUGAAUCAGAAAGAAGUCGUGGAAACUUUACUGGAGCAGGCUAAAAUCGAGCCUGGCUUCACAGAACUAGUUUGGCAGAAGCUUGAAGAAGAGAAUCGGGAAUUUUUCAAGGCUUACUAUCUUAGGCUCGUGGUGAAACACCAGAUCAUGGAAUUCAACAAGCUGCUUGAGCAGCAGGUUCACCACAUGAGUCAAAUGCAUCAAACUGGGGUUGCUUCCGUCCGCAAUUCGAAUGGUUCUCAUAUUCAAUCAAUGAAUCAGAAACAGUUAUGCUAUGCCUCUGAACACACUGAGCAGUCGUUGAAGUCUGAAAGUGCACAUCAUCCUAUGGCUUCUGGUCUGUCUAAUGCAUACCUCAAUGGCUCUUCAACACUCAAUGCAAAUGUGGCCUCUUCUGUGAACAUAUCAACCCAUGCUAGGAGAGUUGAUACUUCGCCAAAUAUGCUCUCAUCACAGACCACAAACAUGCCUAUGAUGCAAGGAGUGAAUGGAGGGAUGAUCAAGUCUGAGACUGCCUAUGCAAACCCUGCUUCAUACAUGUAUGGUGGUGAGCGGAAUGCCCUCGAAGGACAUUCCGCAGUUGGAGACACUUCGAUUCCAUCUUUCAGCAACGAGUCCAACAACCAACCCCUCAGUGAUCCGCUUCUUGAUGCUGAAACUUCUACUUUUGGGUUCUUAGGUCAAAUUCCUCGGAACUUCAGUCUGUCGGAUUUGACAGCUGACUUUUCCCAGAGCUCAGAGAUUCUGGAGAGCUACGAUAGAUCACCCUUCCUUGUGCCGGAUGCUGAAAAUUUCCUGGACUCCCGCGAUAGGGGAGAAUAUCAAGGAGACAACAAGAGAUUGGAGACCAUAUCUGAAGGCUUCAGUUACGAUAACCUCGGGAGCGAAUAG
Messenger RNA from Arabis nemorensis, 975 nucleotides. Lineage: Eukaryota; Viridiplantae; Streptophyta; Magnoliopsida; Brassicales; Brassicaceae. The record is from the annotation of a GenBank genome assembly.